This is a messenger RNA of Entrophospora candida, 1765 nucleotides long. NCBI's taxonomy places the organism in Eukaryota, Fungi, Glomeromycota, Glomeromycetes, Entrophosporales, Entrophosporaceae. The record is from the annotation of a GenBank genome assembly.
CUGAUAAUGAAUUCUGAUAAAGAUAAGAAACAACCAUCAAAAAAAUUAUCGGAUUCUUUUAUUGUGAUAGAUAAUGAAGGAGAAGAUAAUGAUACUAUUUUAAAGGAUGACGGUGAUGAAUUGGUUAAACCUUUCUUGAAUAAUGAAAAACAAACCGGACCUAAUCCAACAAAUAGUAAUCCUAAUCAAUCAACUUUUGAAGAUGAUCACGACGGUGGUAUUACUACUGCUGACACCACCACCACUGCUAUCAAUUUAAAUCCUAGCGAGAAGCAUGAAUUCAAAGAGCCAUCAUCCUUGGCAUCAUCAUCAUUCGCCAGUGCUCAUCAGACCAGUUCUAGUCUUUUAGAGGAAAUUGACAAUGAAUUAAAGUACAACAACAGACAUAAUAUUCUCAAUACACAAAAUGAUAAUAAUCGCGAUGCCAAGUACAACGAUACUUCUAAAUUAUUUGAUGAUCAAACUGGAAAUCCAAUUUCAAAUAAACGUCUUCUUACCGAACAUAAUAAAGUGUCAUCAUCGUCACCAAACAAACAAAUAAAAAAAGGAAAAGAAGUAGAGGGAGCAACUUUUGCCAACGAAAAUAAUACCCCUCCUCCUGUUCCUCCAAAAACAAAUAUAGGUUCUUCCUCAAACCAAGAUGAUGAUGAUCCAUUUGCAGAUGCUCCUCCUUCAAUUACUGCUCAACAAAUUAUUGAUUCCUUACUCCCAAAAACAACUAGAGGUUCUUCCUCAAACAAAGAUGAUAAUGAUCCAUCUGCAGAUCCUCCUCCUUCACUUACUGCUCAACAAAUUAUUGAUUCCUUACUCCCAAAAACGACUAUAGGAUCUUCCUCAAAUAAUCCAUUUGAAGAUACAAAUACUCCUUAUUCUCCUCCUGUUCAACAGAAUUUUGGAUCCUUAGAGAAUAAUGACAUUUAUAAAGAUCUAUUUUCAAAAUCUCCUUCAAUUGUACCUUUAGAGAAAAACGAACUUUAUAAAGAUCUAUUGAAAAAUAAUACUGCUGCUGCUGCAACUGAUAAUUUAUCACCAUCAUCAUCAAAUAAGAAAACCGAAUACAAGUUUCAAUUUUCUGAUCCUUCAAUAAAUGAUUAUAAAAACUUGUUCCCAGGCUCUCCUUCAGCUGACGAUUUCACAAAGAGAAAUAAUGAAACGAAUAGAUAUCCUCUUGGUCACACGACAAGAACCUCUAAUGAAUUGAAACGCUUGUUUCCAGGUGAUUCUUCAACUGAUGAUCCCACAAAGAGAAAUGAUGAAACGAAUAAAUAUCCAUCUUCAGAGUCUCCAUACAGCUCUCUUGGUCACACAACAAAACCAUCUAGUGACUUGUUUCCAGAUUUUCCUUCAGCUGACGAUUCCACAAUGAGAAAUAAUGAAACGGAUAAACAUCCUCUUGGUCACACGACAAGAACCUCUAAUGAAUUGAAACACUUGUUUCCAGAUGAUUCUUCAACUGAUGAUUCUACAAGAACCUCUAAUGAAUUGAAACGCUUGUUUCCAGAUGAUUCUUCAACUGAUGAUCCUACAAAGAAAAAGGUCGAAACAAAUAGAGAUUCAUUUUCAAAACCUCAAAACAAAAAUUCUUCAAAAAGCAAAUCAUCAAAUCGUCAUUCAACACAAUCGCCGUCAUCAUCAACAUUUGCUGGUGACAACAACCAAUUCAGUUUCUCGGAGAUUGAUGGAUUAGCCGAUAAUAAUAGUGCUGAGAACUCUAAUGACGACGAAGAGGACAACAAUUCUGAAGAUGAUGGUAGCAAUGGUGACA